UCGAAACACAAGGAAUUACUCUCUUACUCUAACCCCUCACUCUUAUCUCUCUCUCUCUCUCUCUCAUUCCAUAAAAAGAAAAAAAAAAAUUAUCAUUUUGUCCGAAUUCCGAAAGCCACUACUACUACAUGAGACAUGGAUGGUUUUUAUGCAAGCAGUGUUCACAUGUGGUGUCCUUGGAGGACAAUAAUAACAGAUGAACAAGAACACGACAUUAUGGUCUCAGCUCUCAAGCACGUUAUCACUGGCGGCAUUCAUGGUCUCACCCCACAACACCAUCAACUACUACAGCAACAGCCAGUCCCGACUAGUGCUGCCACUUUCUCAUUGCCAUCAACUAGCAAGAGGAGCUCGAAGAAGAAGAAGGAGAAGAAUGAUAAUGAGAAGAGAUACAGGGGAGUGAGGCAGAGGCCUUGGGGGAAAUGGGCGUCUGAGAUUCGAGACCCAAGUGAAGCGAAGCGCAAGUGGCUAGGCACGUUCCAGACGGCGGAGGAGGCUGCCCGGGCUUACGAUAAGGCUGCCAUCAAGUUCCGUGGACCCAGAGCCAAGCUUAAUUUCCCUUUCUCAGACUAUGGGGAAAAGCCAAGCGACGUAGAAGAAGACCAGGUUGCUGAACAAGACCACAAUCUCGAAGUUAAUCCAAAUGUUAAUGCGGAGACAAUGACAGAGAGCGAGGCACAGACUGUGGAAGUGGCAAAUAGCAAUGAUGAAGAGAAUGAGUUUUUGGAUUGGCUUACGCUGGAAGAACUGGAAGGGUUGUUGAAGGAUUGGCCUGACAAUCUCAAUGACCCUACCAAUGACCCCACUCAGUAAAAUGGUUUACCAAUGUAGGACUUACGGGCCGCACAUUGAUAAAACCUUAGAUUAUAUUAUGGUAGAAAUAGAGCAUCGAAUAAGGGAAAAGGAUGCUCUUUGUAAUUAAUAUUAAGUCAUGUCUAUUUCGACCAUUAUAUAGAGUCGAAAUGAUAGUUCUUUAAUUACCCCAUGUGGAAUCAUAUGAGUGGUCAGUUUAUUGAUUUAGGGAGUAAACUAGCCUAUGCUCAGAAACCAUUUCAUUUUUAUCAAGUAAUGUAAU
Quercus lobata is the source of this 1075-nucleotide messenger RNA. RefSeq names its product ethylene-responsive transcription factor ERF095-like. Gene Ontology annotation, molecular function: DNA-binding transcription factor activity; DNA binding. The record is from RefSeq and is a predicted model, not a curated record. The transcript has a single exon. Bases 136 to 813 code for a protein of 225 amino acids. Gene Ontology annotation, biological process: regulation of DNA-templated transcription; ethylene-activated signaling pathway. Lineage: Eukaryota; Viridiplantae; Streptophyta; Magnoliopsida; Fagales; Fagaceae.